Terrapene triunguis (Three-toed box turtle) is the source of this 883-nucleotide messenger RNA. RefSeq names its product zinc finger protein RFP-like. The annotation marks the transcript as partial. NCBI's taxonomy places the organism in Eukaryota, Metazoa, Chordata, Testudines, Emydidae. The record is from RefSeq and is a predicted model, not a curated record. The transcript is spliced from 5 exons. Gene Ontology annotation, molecular function: zinc ion binding.
AUGGCUGCAGAGAACCCCAUGGAAAAUCUCCAGGAGGAAGCUACAUGUCCCGUCUGUCUGGAGUAUUUCACAGAACCUGUCAGUCUGGAGUGUGGGCACAAUUUCUGCCGAGCCUGCAUCAGCCAGUGCUGGGAGGGAUUCGAUACAGCCACCUCCUGCCCUCAGUGCAGAGAAACUGUGCAACAGAGAAACCUCAGGCUCAACAGGCAGCUGGCAAAUGUCGUAGAAAUAGCCAAACGGCUGAGUUUACAGGCAGCAAAGGGAGCAGGAGGAGACGGGGUGUGUGGGGAACACCAGGAGGCUCUGAAGCUGUUCUGUGAAGAGGAUCAAACUCCCAUCUGUGUGAUCUGCAGAGAGUCCCGGGGUCACCGAGCUCACAGGGUCAUUCCCAUACAGGAAGCCAUUUCUGUUUGUCAGGAAAAAAUACAAGCCCAUUUGAAGACUCUGAAGGAAGACAGAGAAAAGCUGCUGGGAUUUAAAGUGACUGGAGAGAAGAGAAGCCAGGAGUAUCUGAAACAGACAGAAACCGAGAGGCAGAAGAUUGUGUCUGAAUUUCAGCAACUGCGGCAGUUCCUGGAGGAACAAGAGCGACUCCUGCUGGCCCAGCUGGAAAAGCUGGAUGAGGCAAUUGUGAAGAUCCAGAAUGAAAAUGUCAGUAAACUCUCCGAGCUGAUUUCCCGUCUCAGUGAGCUGAUCAGUGAGCUGGAGGGGAAGUGUCAGAAGCCAGCGAGUGAAUUCCUGCAGGAUGUCAGAAGCACCUUGAGUAGGUGUGAGAAGGGGAAGUUCCAGCAGCCAGAGGAGAUUUCUCCUGAACUGGAAGAGCAAGUCAGUGGUUUCUCCCAGCAAACGAUUGUGCUAUCGGAGACUCUGAGGAAGUUCAAAG